Molecule: messenger RNA, 2919 nt
Organism: Quercus lobata
Lineage: Eukaryota; Viridiplantae; Streptophyta; Magnoliopsida; Fagales; Fagaceae
Product: TMV resistance protein N-like
Exons: 4
Coding region: 1-2919 (972 amino acids)
Biological process (GO): defense response; signal transduction
Molecular function (GO): ADP binding
Source: RefSeq, a predicted model, not a curated record
AUGGCUUCAAGUUCAUCAUCUUUCCCAAGUUCUUCUAUUUCUUCUACCAGCAAAUGGACGUAUGAUGUUUUCCUGAGUUUCAGUGGUGAGGACACUCGCAAUACUGCUACGGACUUUAUAUAUUAUGCAUUAGUAGAGAAGGGCAUUAACACUUUUAAGGACAAUCAAAAACUUGAGAAAGGAAAAACUAUUAAACCAAAACUCCUCAGAGCUAUCAAAGAAUCCAAAUUUGCCAUAGUCAUUCUCUCAGAAAAUUAUGCAUUUUCCACUUGGUGCUUAGAUGAACUUGUAGAGAUCAUUGACUGCGAGACAAAAAAGGAAAUAACAGUUUUCCCUAUUUUUUACAAUGUGGAUCCAUCUGAUGUGCGAAAACAAAUAGGAACUUUUUCACUUGUUAAACAUGAAAAACAUUUCAAGGAGAAGGUGGAAACAUGGAAAGCUGCUUUGAGUCAUGUGGCCGAUCUUGCCGGAUAUCAUGUAAAGAAUAGUCCUCUCUCUACAGCUAUCAAAAGCAUUGCGGGACUAAUAUCACGAAAAUUGUGCCGUGAAUUCUCAGAAGUUACUGAGGGCUUGAUUGGAAUAGAGUCUUCAUUGUUGGAAUUGGAGUCAUAUUUAGCUUUUUGGUUAAAGAAUGAAGUUCGCUUUAUAGGGAUUUGGGCGAUGGGGGGAAUGGGGAAGACAACCCUCGCCGAAGUUGCCUAUAAGAUGUAUUCUAAAGAAUUUGAAGUUAGUUGUUUUAUUGAUAAUGUUAGGGAAAAAUAUGAAAAAAAAGGUUACCUAUCAUUGCAGAAAAAUCUUAUUUCUCAAAUAUUAAAUGACACAAAUUUGAAUAUAAAAAAUAAUUGUGAAGGAGAACACAUGAUCAAGAAUAUGUUACAUGGUAAAAGGAUUCUUCUUGUUCUUGAUGAUGUAAAUGAUUUAAACCAAUUACAAAAGUUAGCUAGGAAGCGUGAUUGGUUUGGUCGGGGUAGUAGAAUUAUCAUAACAACAAGAGAUAAGCACUUGUUAGAGACACAUUUAAUAGAUCAAAUGUAUGAAGUUAAAGCAUUGAAAAAGGAAGAUGCUCUUCAUCUUUUUUGUUCAAAAGCUUUUAAAAACAAACUUGUCCCAGAUGAAUAUUUAAAACUGUCCAAAGGUUUUUUGAAUUAUGUUGCCGGUCAUCCUUUAGCUCUUAUAGUUUUGGGUUCAUUUUUGUAUAAAAGAAGUGCUGUUGAAUGGGAAAAUGAGUUUGAGAAGCUCAAAGAACAACCCAAGCUAGAUGUUAUCCGAGUACUAAAAAUAAGUUAUGAUGGACUUGAAAGGCAAGAUCAAGAAAUAUUCAAAGAUACUGCAUGCUUCCUUAAUCACGAGAUGGAAGAUUAUGUAGUACAAAUACUAAAAAAUCAUCUUGGCCGCUAUCUUGGAUUAUCCAAUCUCAUUGACAAAUCUCUCUUGAAAAUUUCUGAAAAUAAUGAAUUGUGGAUGCAUGAUUUAGUAGAAAAUAUGGGUAGGGACAUAGUUCGUCAAGAGUCCCUUGAGCCUGGGGAGCGCAGUAGACUGUGGCUUUAUAAGGAUAUUGAUCAUGUGUUGAAAAACAAUACGGGAACAAAAAACGUUCAAGCCAUGGAUAUAAAGGGAGCCAAGGAUACAAGUAUUUAUCAUGAAGAAAAAGACGCAUGUUGGAGGCCACAAGGGUUAGCUCCAUUGGUGACACUUCAGGGGUGGGUCCUAAACGCUCUAUCUUGGCAAGGGUUAGCUCUAUUGGUUACUCUUUGGGGAUGGGUACAAAGGACCUUAUCUUGGGAAGGUUUCACAUCAUCAAAAAAACCAGAAGGGCUACUUAGGGACCCUAACACCUUUUUGAAGAUGUAUAAUCUUAAAUUUCUGAGAAUUCAUAGUGUUUCGUUGCAACUUGACACUUCACAUUUACCUAAUGGUUUAAGCUAUUUGGAAUGCAAUGAUUAUCCUUUAAAAUCAUUGCAUUCUUUGCCAGCUGGGCUUGGAGAACUUCGUUUGCUGCGUAGCAAACUUAAACUACUUUGGGUAGGAAUGAAGAUUUUUGAAAAUUUAAAGUCCAUCAAUAUGGAUGGCUCCUUGGAGCUAAUUAUCAGCCCUGACUUCAAUGGAGUCCCAAAUCUUGAGGAGUUAAUUCUUGCCCGAUGUUCAAAUUUAUGCAGGCUUCAUCCAUCCAUUGGCAAAUUGAAAAAGCUUAAACUUCUUGAUCUAAAAGGGUGCCUAGAACUAACUAGUCUUCCAGAGAAGUUUGAAAUGGAAUCUCUUGUGACUCUUAAUCUUACUCAUUGUUUAAAAGUCAAGAAAAUUCCUGACACCAUUUGUAGCUUGACAUCGCUUAACAAUCUUUAUCUUUCUGGAUGCUCAAAAUUUGACAAAUUGCCAGAGGACUUGGGGAAUAUCGUAAGUCUAAAGAAGCUUCAUUUGAGUGGAACAACUAUAAAAGAGUUGCCUUCAUCAAUUGAAUGCUUGAUUGGCCUUACUUCAUUGCAUCUAAGAGAUUGCAAAAAAAUUGACAAAUUGCCAAAGGACUUGGGGAAUGUUGUAAGUCUAGAGAUGCUUGAUUUGAGUGGAACAGCUAUAACGGAGCUACCUUUGUCAAUCGAAUUUUUGAUUGGCCUUGGUAGAUUGCAUCUAGAUGGAUGCCCAAAAUUUGUCAACUUGCCAAAGAACUUAGGGAAUCUCAAACAUCUGAAUUGGCUUUGUUUGCAAGGAACAGCAAUAGCAGUUUUGCCAUCAUCUAUUGAAUGUAUGGCUGCCCUUAAGUAUUUAAAACUAGAAGAUUGCAAAAAUCUUGUGUUUCUUCCAAGCACCAAUUGUAAUUUGAAGAAGGUAGAGUGUCUUGAUCUUAUUGGAUGCUCAAAAAUUGCCAACUUGCCGGAGAACCUGGGGAAUAUGGAAAGCCUAAAGUGGCUUUUUUUUGGGUGA